AUGGCCGAGGUCUCUGAACGCCGGAGCCUCGAGACGUUAGCUCGGCAGCUGUCCGACACCGUAAAGGGUUACGACGACCCUUCUGGAAACACGGGAUUGUAUACGCGCAAGAAGAUCAUCAAUAUUGCGAAAGAGAUCAUCGAGACGGUCAAAGAGCCCCAAGAGACCCCCUUCGAAUACGGGGUGAAGAUGGCUGAGAUGGGAGUGCUUCGACAAUUCAUGGAAAUGCAUGUCUUUGACAAGAUUCCUGAUGAAGGAAGCAUCUCUUAUAAGGCGCUCGCUGAGAUGAUUGGAGCGGAGGAGUCGCUAAUUACGCGGAUGGCUUGGAUGCUCGUUGCGACCGGCAUGUUGAAGCAGGUUGGCGAAGACCGUGUCGCGCAUUCAAGGUUUUCUAAAACCUACCUCAGCAGCAAUCCGCAGGGGAAAUGGUUCCAGAUCGUGUUCGACGCAGGGAUGGUUUCUUACUGUCACUGGCCGGAGUAUUUCCGAGCGUACGGCUAUAAAGAAUGCGUAAAUGACACCCACACGCCUCACUCCUGCGCGUGGCGCCAGCCGGAGAAGAACUUCUGGGAGGUUAUCAGUCAGGAUCCGCAGCGCUUCGCUGACUUCAACGCUUCUAUGGAGACUCUCGAUGAAGUACUUCCGGUAAUGGGCAUGUUCGACUUUUCCUGGAUCAUGCAAAAUGCGGGCCGCGUGGCGGAUGGUACUGCACUUAUGGUAGACGUCGGCGGCGGCAAAGGCCAGGCGCUCAGACAGAUUCUGAGAAAGCAUCGAGAGAUCCCUGCGUCGAGGCUAGUACUCCAGGACAGACCGGCCGUCAUCGAGCAGGUUAUACAGGCCGACGAACCGGAACUCAGAGGGGUAGAGAAGAUGGCGCAUGACUUUUUCGAAGAGCAGCCGGUCAAAGGUGCAUUGAUCUACUACCUCCGUCGCAUCAUGCAUGACUGGUCCGACGAGAAGUGCCGCAAGAUCUUGUCCAAUCUUGUUGAAGCAAUGGGCCCUCACUCGCGCAUUUUCAUUACAGAGCAGAUCUACCUGAAUCCGCCAACGGAAUUACCAGCGCAAAUGGACCUGAUCAUGCUAUCCUUAGGCGGAAAGGAACGGACGAAGCAGGAUUGGUAUGCACUUACGGCUCGCGUAGGGCUACACUUGGUGAAGUUUUGGGAAACGUCCGGAACAGAAGUUGCUGUGAUCGAGUGCGAGAAAGCUGCAGAAGGAAAGGGCGCGAUGCUGUGA
Coniosporium apollinis CBS 100218 is the source of this 1236-nucleotide messenger RNA. RefSeq lists its product as uncharacterized. Gene Ontology annotation, molecular function: O-methyltransferase activity. The record is from RefSeq and is a predicted model, not a curated record. Bases 1 to 1236 code for a protein of 411 amino acids. Lineage: Eukaryota; Fungi; Ascomycota; Dothideomycetes. The transcript has 5 exons.